This is a messenger RNA of Toxotes jaculatrix (banded archerfish), 3051 nucleotides long. RefSeq names its product interleukin-1 receptor-associated kinase 1 (gene irak1). The transcript is spliced from 14 exons. Gene Ontology annotation, molecular function: protein kinase activity; ATP binding; protein binding. Gene Ontology annotation, biological process: protein phosphorylation; signal transduction. The coding region runs from base 269 to 2605 and encodes 778 amino acids. Gene Ontology annotation, cellular component: plasma membrane. The record is from RefSeq and is a predicted model, not a curated record. NCBI's taxonomy places the organism in Eukaryota, Metazoa, Chordata, Actinopteri, Toxotidae.
UCGGCGGGCGGAAGUUUCCGAAGUCGUGAGACUGAACCUGGGCUGUGACCGGAGCUCCGGGAUCCAUCCAUGCUCUGAACAGGCUUUCCUUAAUCUUUUUAACGGGUUUGUCCCGGACUGCUCUGAUGUGACGGACCGCUCCCGAUCCCGGUGUGAAUGCCCCCCCCCCCCCCCCCCACACACACACACACCCCCACUCGGCGGCCCGCUGUUAGCUUUUAGCUUGUUAGCUUCAAAGUUUAGUCAGACUUUAAUCUGAAGGUAAAGGAUGUCGGGCGGAGACCUGAGGGGACACUUUAUCUACACCCUGCCGUCCUCUGUCCUCUGGGACUUCUGCAGGGUCAUGGACGGACUGUCAGACCUGGACUGGACCCGUUUUGCCUCAGAGGUCCUCCGUGAUCAGACCGCUGUGCGAUUGGCUGAGAGGAGGGAGAGGCGGACCGACUGGGUGAUGAACCAAUGGGGGAACAGGAACGGUAGAGUCGGGGAGCUGAUUGACCUAUUGGAACGUCUCCAGCUGUUCCGCCCCCGUGAUGUCAUCCUGGGCUGGACGUCCAGUCUGAGGCCUGUCCCCUCUCCUCCUCCUCCUCCUUCUCCACCUCCUCCUGCUCCUCAUCAUCCUCACUUCUCCUUCCCUCAGUUCGACCCCCCACCCAAAUCCUCUGAGGCCCCGCCCACGCUGAGCACCUGCAAACUGAGCACGACAGUAGAUAAAGGAGGAGGAAGACCACUACCCAGACCUGCCCCGCCCCCCUCCAGUCUGCAGUCUGACCUCCACCGACCACCCCAGUCCUCCCAGCAGGUGGCGUGUGCCGGUGGAGGCGGGGUGAUGUGCUGGUCGUAUGAAGAGGUCCAUGCUGCGACGGAUGGGUUCUCCCCCUCCCUGCAGGUGGGGGAGGGGGGGUUUGGGGUCGUGUACAGAGCGACUCUGAGGAACACCCACUGUGCUGUCAAGAGACUCAAACAGGACUGUCUGCUGGACUGGACUCUGCUGAGAGAGAGUUUCCAGAACGAAGUGAAGAACCUGUCAAAGUUCAGACAUCCGAACAUCGUGGACCUGCUGGGUUUCAGUGAAAGAGGAGGAUCUGUGUGUCUGAUCUACAGCUACAUGGACAACAGAUCACUGGACGACCAGCUGCACAACGAGUGUGUGGUCCUGUCCUGGUCUCAGAGAGUCAGUAUUGUUGAAGGAGUGUCAGCGGCGCUGCAGUUCCUCCACUCCCCUCCUGAUGGACACACACCGCUCAUCCACGGAGACGUCAAGAGUUCAAACAUCCUGUUGGACCGCCACCUGGUGGCGAAGCUGGCCGACUUCGGUCUGGCUCGGUUUGCGUCUCGGGGCCCACCGGGACGCUCGGCGACUCAGACGGCAUCGGUGGGUAAAACGGAGACGGUCAGAGGAACGCUGGCGUACCUGCCUGAUGAGUACGUGAGGAACAGAGAGCUGGGACCCGCCGUGGACGUCUACAGCUUCGGAGUGGUGUUGUUGGAAGUGCUGACCGGUCGUCGAGCUCUGGAGAAAGACAGGAAGUCAGGAGAGAGAUACCUGAAAGACCUGGUGGAGGAGGUUGCAGACGAUCCAGGUGAUUCAUCUGCAGCAGCCUGGAGGAAACAGCUGGACCAGCGACUGAUCUCAGGUCAGGGGUCAGGUCGAUCUGAUAACAUCUGCAUCACGUCUGAGCGUCUCCUGCCUGUUUUCUUUAGCUGCCGUGUUACUGUUGUGUCCUCAGGGGGCGCUGCAGAUCCUGCUGGCUGUAUGGAGAUGGUGGGUCUGGCCUGCAGGUGUUUGGACAAGAAGAGGAAGAAGAGACCGACCAUGACCCAGGUGUUUGACAGACUUCAGGACAUCAACCACAUGGUGAAGAGGACCAGCUCCUCCUCUCUCCUCCAUCCUCCUCCUCCCCUCCCUCAGCUUCCUCCCCCCUACCAGUCCUCCCCUAGACCGGCCAUCUCCCCGGACUCUAGUGUGGGAGCUCUGUCCAACCAGCUGUCCAAACUGGGACCACUGGAGGAAACCCUCCAGCCCUCCCAGUCCUCCUCGUCCUUCUGCGCCCUCACUCUUCCUCAGGUGCUCCACUCUGUCUCCUCAUUCGGCGGCCCGUGUGAAACUGAUGAGAGUCGAGGUUUCUCCCAGUACGACCUUCGCUCCCAGUUCAGAUCAAAUGGGACCAGCUCCAGGUUUCUGUCCCCAUCCACGGGAGACCAGUAUCAGUGUCCAACUGGACCCACGGAGUUCCAGUUGAGGGAGCCUUCUGUCCCCACUGAAGACCAGUACAACUUUCCUCCUCAGUCCAGCAGCUCGGGGACUGGGGCCCUCACAGGACCAGACAUUAGAGGGCAGAUCAGAGCAGGGGCCACAGCAGGGCUCUAUGGCGUCCCAGAAUGCCUCUCUCCUGCGGGGUCCCUGCAGUCAUCGUCCCCAGGGCCCUCAGUUCCCAUGAAUCCCAGUACGCAACGUCUCCCGGAGAAGAAAACUCUGUACGAGGAGGGAAGGAUUCAGAGCCCUGAGCCGCUGUCGUCUGAUGACCUCUAUGGAGGGGGGAGUUCAGUGGAGUCCAGAGGACCAGAGGAGAGCGAUGAGUUGGAUUAUCUUCCUGCCAACUGAUGCUUUCAUUCACCGACUCACACAUGAUGGGACCUCAGUCUGAUGCACUCGCACACUGAUGUUUGUACCAUGACCUGCAGGCGGCGCUGUGUCACAGAUUUCAGACAUUUGUUGAAUCCGUUACCUGUUGUCUGGUUGGACGUUCCUCCAGAAUCUGCCUCGUCACUGCAGCGCUCCUCCUGUGAGGCAGCACCAAAGCUCGACGGUACCACACCCUCAUCAGCAUGGAUGAGCGGGGCCCCAGGGUUUAGGGCCCCUGCACCAGAGGCUCAGUUUAAAGUGACUGGAAAGUUAAUCAGAUGACUACAAAGAGACAACAACCGCAAACAGACACAAUGACUACAACCAUGAUUAUUUACUGUAAUGAAAUGUCAUUUUUUUAACACUUUGAAUUUUACAGAUUUUUCAGAUUUGACACAAAUAAACAGUUGUCAUGUGGUACUCGA